This is a messenger RNA of Biomphalaria glabrata, 4485 nucleotides long. Its product is annotated as coiled-coil domain-containing protein 77-like. Lineage: Eukaryota; Metazoa; Mollusca; Gastropoda; Planorbidae. The record is from RefSeq and is a predicted model, not a curated record. Gene Ontology annotation, cellular component: centrosome. The transcript is spliced from 11 exons. The coding region runs from base 122 to 1681 and encodes 519 amino acids.
AAUCUGUUAUUUUUACUUUAUUUUACAGAUUCAUUUUUUAUAUUGGGAAAUUUAUUACAAGCUGAUCGUUAAAAUAUUUUAGUAAACUUUUCUUUAAGUGCGAAGCUAUCCAUAAUUCAAGAUGGCUUCCCAGCCAAGCUAUAGUAAAAAAAAAUUGAUGAUGCCUCAGAAUACUUCCAUCAAAGGAAAACUGGAUUUGAGCAAAUUAAAUGAAAGUUUGUUCUCUGUGCCGCUACAAGACGUGGAUAAAGUUGUGGAUAAAGAUGAUGAGGAACUAAAAGGGAAAGACAGUCCUGAGCUUCCAAGCAUCAACGAAAGGCUAGGUCAUCUUCGACCUUCCCGGGAACUUUUGGAAUAUUACAGGAAAAAAAUUGCUGAAUAUGAUGAUGAGCAUAGUCAGCUUAUCAGUAAACUGGAGGAAUACAGAAUGGCAUAUGAAGAACAGCACACAAUGCAGUGGGAGCUUCGGCAAAGAGAAGAAGAGAUAGUGGAAUUACAGAAAGCUCUUAGUGAUAUGCAAAUAUAUUUAUUCCAAGAAAGGGAGCAUGUGCUUCGACUGUAUGCAGAAAAUGAUAGGCUCAAGAUCAGGGAACUGGAAGACAAAAAGAAAAUACAGACUCUUCUUUCUCUGAGUGGAACAGAAGGUGGAGAAGUGACCUACUUCAUCAAGGAGCCCCCAGCUAAAGCAAUCAUACCCCAACGCUUGAAACCCAAAUCUCAGUCUGAAAACAUAAACAACAGUGCUGUACCUAUCACCAACAAUGGGCUGAAAGUAAGUAAAAAGAAAUCCUCAACGGACAACAGAUCUUCACUCAUUCAGUUACCAGAAGAGAAGUUAGCUCAAGAAAAUGAGAUGUUAACAUUACAGAUUGAAUCAUUGCAAGCUCAACUAGCUGAACAAACAAAACUGGCCAAAGAACAAACAGAGGCACUGUUGGAAGACAGAAGAGUGAAGGAUGAAGAAUAUGAAACUAGAAGACAAAGAGAUGAAGAGAAAAUUAAAACAUUGACAGAAAAGUUACAUAAAACUCAAGAUUUGCUGUAUGACAGCACCAAGGACUUCCUAGAGCUACGAUUUGAGGGUCGUGCCAUUGAAAGGUCUUGGAUGUCAGAGAAAGACAGGCUCUUGCGUGAGAUGGAUGUGAUUAAGCAGCAAGCCAGUUCUUCUCUAAGAGACAAUGUGGUGAACACGUCUUUCACCCAGCAUAAAGUAGAUUUGGAGGAAGUAAAGUCCUUAGAAUUUCAACUCCAACAAAGUCAGAAACUGGCAGAAAAUUAUAGAGAGCAAGUCAUUCAGUUGGAAGACGAACUUUCAAGGCUGAGAGAAGAAGGGGACGUAACCAGAGAAGUUUUCCAAGAUCGCAGUGAAAAAAUGACCAGCAGGCUACAGCUCAUGAAUUCUAGGUAUCAAGAUUUAGAACGUAGAAGAAAUCUUGAGGUGGAAGGUUUUAGAAAUGACAUCAAAAACUUACGAUUACGACUGAAGGAUGUAGAAAAACAAUUGUAUAAGGUGACAUUGGGAUUUACAGAUGACAUGAACUUCAGCAGACCAGAUGACCUUGACAUGCAAGUUUUGACCAAUGUCAGAAAAACAGCUGGCAGAUCAAAAAAGUUGGUUGGAGAACUGAAGAAUUUGAAAUCCAAACUUUAUGGCCUAGAGAAUGAUCUUCGGCAUUUAUAGAUAGAAUACAUUUUUUUCUAAUCAUUUUUAAAUUUAUAUCUAGCAUUUAGUAAAUGUAAAUUUUUGAAUCAAAAAAUGUAUUUAUGCAUGUCUAGUUGUACAUUGUAAGGUUUAAAAUAAAUUUAGUUGAUGCAGCAAGCUCUAAUUUCUACAUUUUUGUGAGAAGGCUUGUACAGUAUGGCAAUUAGAGCAAUGAAAUAUAUAUGUAACUUUUUAGUUCUGGAGCUUAUAUAGAUAAAUUAAAUACCAUAAUAAGAUCCUUGCUAUGAUAUGGCAUUAUGGUAUGAUCAUUAUCUAGAACAGGGGUCUCCCUUAAUAAGGAAUUUUAGUUUUUGAUGAUUUUGUUGGGCCCUUAGAAUUGAAUAUUUGUGCUAAGGUGGAGUUGAUAGUGUUAUUUUAUGUUUGCUUUAUUUCAUGAAUUUAGUUCAGUUGAAUUUAGUUCAGCUGUGUAGUUCAUUGACUUGAUUUAAUACUUUUGACUCCCACUGGAGCACAUGCAGCAACAGAACUUUGGCAUUGGGCUCUGGGCAACUUCCCUUUGAGUCCAUGUCCAUCCUGCUGUCUUUGCUUCUUGUUCUUCUUAUCAAGACCUUCUCCAAUUUUUUUUUCAAUCUCUCAGUUUUUAUCUUCCCCUGUGAGUUUCAGUCCAGAGCCUGUUUUGAAAUAUUUUCUGUUGUUUUUUGGCCUUUAAUAAAUUAAAUGCUUUGAAAUUGUAUUUCUUUGAAAGUGGAAAUCUCCAAAAAAGCUGUAACAAAGAAAAAAACUAUUUAUAACAGUAUUUGAAAGCUCCCUUAUCAGAUUUUUUCCCCCCAUUAACACAAUUUAAACUUCAUAUGUUACAAAAUUUAAACUUAUUGUAUCACUGUUAAAUGCUGUCAGUUUUAGUAAGUCUUUUGUUUUUAAACAAAAUGUUUUACUUUCAUUUUGAUUUCUUUCUUAUUUUAUGCAAUGUAUCAAUAAAUGUCAUCAAUGGUGCAAAUAUUAAAACGAUGAUAAUAAUACAAAUAGGCUAAAAAUAAUUUGAAAAAAAAAAAGAACAGCACUUUAUGAUGAUUAAAAGUGGAUUACACUCGAAUAUGGUAUAAAUUUUGUGUUAUUUGAGGCAAAACUUAAUAGCAUAGGCUGUCAUAUUAUCAUUGAAAUUUUAUAAUGAAUAAUUCAUCAAUUUUUUAUCUUACUCGAUAUUUAUUAGAGUUAUUGAAACAUUGUAUGGAGGAAAACAACACACUUUUAUUUUUAAUUAAUGUUGUUGUUUUUCAAAGCUUGCUAAUAAAGUAUGCAUAAUUAAUUGUUUUUUGCUAAUUAGAAUUGACUCACAAUUUCUGGACCUAAUGGAUUAGCAUACAUUCUAUGGCAAUGCUGUAGUGACCCCUGAUCUAGAAUAAUUCACCAUAUCUUUUUUAAUAAGAAACUAUGAAUUGGUUAUGGUACAAAGAAAUGUUCAAAUUUAGAACAAAAUACUGCUUACUUUCAAGCCUAAUAAUUAGAUGAGAUGGUUAUAAUGGAAAACAUUUAAAAUGUAAGUCAUUAUUGAGAAAAAUACCUUCAAGAACGUUUUGUUUUGUUUCAGAGUAUUGACUUCUUUCAGUAGAUAUUUCUCUGCAGUUUGGGAGGACAUGCUACUAAAUGAUUUUUUUGUUUGUUUUUGUUUAGUAUAGACAUAAUGGUAUUAGUAAGUAGACAUUGAGUUGGUCAGUGUUUUGUUUUUGUUUGACCUUUUUUCUUUAUGGGUCACAAAUUAUGAAGUUGAUGUAGUAACAGCGAUAAUGACAACAUACUUAAUGCCUUAAUUGCUGCAUCCAACUAUCACGUGUAGGUCUGGCUCAUUCUGAAUGAUGACAUCAGUCUGAAUGAAUAGAUUGCUGAAUGAUUGAACCAAAGGUCUAUUGUGAUAGUUCUUGACUGUCAUUUCUCACUAUGAAGACAUAAAUUCAGCUGACAUCAUGCAAAUAAAUGUUUGGUCCUGUAUAAUUAUGUAAAGUUUAGAACCUUUGGAAACUGCUCAAGGCAGAAUGCUCAUUUCAAACAUUCAUUAUCAUUGAGUUUAAUGAGUUCAAUUUUAGUAAUGUUUAUAUAUACCUCUGAACAUAGCCAUGCAGCUUAUAAAAAAAAUUACUUGUCACAAGGUCAGCUUAGUGAAUUAUGUGUCCAUUUUACUUUCAUCUUUUUCAAAUACUAUCAUUUUAGUGCCAAGUAGUUUAUCAAUUCUCUUGUGUUAUUGAAGUCUAAUGUCUUAAAUAUUCUAAUACAUUUUGUUUGGUCUCAAGUUAAAGGAUGAUUUUGUCUUUAAAAAUAUCUUCAUGUAAAAUGAUGACAAUGCUCUGGAUAUGUCAGCCAUUUUGUUUCAAAUUUAUGUCAGUGAUUGCUGGCUUGUUCUAAGCUCAAGAGUAAUGCAUAAAAAAAAAAAUUAAUGAGAAUACAAACAUUACAAUUAAUGCCCCUGAUCACAGAUACAAUUGAACCUGUUUCUGAUACUUUUUAUUUUAUUCAUAACUGUGCAACCACAUGAAAUAAGUCUUACAGUUACUCCAUGAUGUCUUGCAGGAGAGUGGGUGAUGUACUAAUCUUUUUUACUGCAGGAUUGCCAAUUCCAUUCAAAUCUUUUGUAAAUACUAAACAUGUUUUAAUGACUUUUUUUUAGUGGUAUUAGAAAUAUAAUAGUAAUUUGGCCUUGUGUUUUGAACUUGUUCAAAUGUUUUAAUUUGGUAAGAAUGAAUUUGAAGUUGUUAUCAGUAAACACUUUGAUCUUGGCAGCUGUACACAAUGUAGACCAAUUAAACUAUAAAUAUAUCUGUGUAUAUCAU